AUGACGGGAAACAUUCGCAGCUCUUCACGCAGACUGGCUCCUCCUCAGACGCGAAGGAUGAGAACCGUUCUCCAUCGUCUUCACCGAAACGUCGAGGCCUUCCGGCGUCCAGCAGACCUAAAUGGCGGUUCCGGCACCCCCAGCGUCCCGCCCCAAUCUCGAGGAGACUCGCGCUCUGUCGCCCUUGCACCCACACACCUCUAUCCCUUCCCCUUCCGUUCCCCGUCCCCUUUGCGUCCCCUCGCCUUCGUUGUGGCCGCCACGACUGUCGAUGCUCUAGAUUCAACGAAAAUGACAAGCUCGGACAUCAAGCUCACCAUCGGCGCACUGCAGGUCGCAGUCACCAUCACGGGAUACCUGCUUGGAUGCUCGGCAGUCCAGACGUAUGUGUAUUUCAAGAACUAUCCGGGCGAUCAGCAGAGGAUCCAGUCGCUGGUUAUGCUACUAAUGCUCAUCGAGACGGCUCAGCAAAUAUGCUUAACGCACGCCGUAUUUGUGCUUUCGAUACAAAAUUGGGGAAACGACGAUGCACUACUGCAUAUACCAAAGUCCUUGACGGCGACGCUCGUAUUGACAGCAUGUGAUGCAUUGCUGGUCGAGUGGUUUUACUUCUGGCGGAUAUACAAGCUCAUCGCGCGCAAAUGGCCGAGCAUAAUCGGCGCCGCCCUCUCCGUCGUGCGCUUCGCCGGCUGGAUGUUCUUCACCUCCCAAUCUACGCACAUUGGGUUCGCCUCUCAAACGCUGGUGGAGGAAUGGAAGUGGCUGAUCGUGACGCUGCUGGUGGGGUUGUUCGUGAAUAACGGGUUCAUCUCGGGGACGAUUCUGGGGAUGUUCUUGAGGAGUCGACCUGGGGCGAUGAGUCGGACGAAGUUGUUGCUCGAUCAGCUCAUUACGUGGACAAUCGAAACUUGUCUGAUCACCGAAUUAAUAUACAUCGCAGUGAUAAUUCUGUUCGUUACGCUCAGGGACUCAUUCGUGUGGUUAGUUGUACUCGCUUGCGGCAUCAAAGUCUCAUCAAAUUGUCUCCUCUCUUCGUACGCUUCUGUUCUGCCUUCCUCCUGCGCUCGUCUGACCGCCCGCCCGAUAUAUUCCGUGCUUUCGUGCUUUUUGGAAUGCAGCUUGAACAACCGCCAGCCUAUGCACCCUCCAACCGAACCGACGUUCGGCGCGUCAAUAAACCACGACUUCCCGCUCAUCAUCACCGUGGACACGGCGAAUGAAACACGUCGCGACCACGACACGGCGAGCGAAUUCACGACCGCGCCCAACUCGGUGCUCGCGCAAGAGAUCAAAUGA
Molecule: messenger RNA, 1296 nt
Organism: Pleurotus ostreatus (oyster mushroom)
Lineage: Eukaryota; Fungi; Basidiomycota; Agaricomycetes; Agaricales; Pleurotaceae
Exons: 14
Coding region: 1-1296 (431 amino acids)
Source: RefSeq, a predicted model, not a curated record